AUGACGCGAGAUGCCAGCGAGUUCCUCGCAUACGCCUCGUCCGAUUCCUCAGGCAGCGAGAGCGGCUAUGAUUCCGAGGCCGCAGAGAUCUCGAAGACUGCGCAGAGGAGACGAGGAGAGCCGGCGAGGAAGAGGAGGAGGCUGUCGCCGCAAUCUGAUGACUCCGUGUCAGCGUCAGAAGAAGAUAGAAAUAGUCUAGGAGCAAGAAGAAAGCGCGGCAAUGAGGGUACGGCAGUGAAAGCGGGCGAUGCAGACAACUUGUCUGGUUCUGGGGUCAGCAGUAGCGAUGAUGGCGAAGAGGGGGAAGAUGGCGAUAAUGAAAUUGCAGCGAGACAGUCCAAGACUACGGACUCUCAGUCAAAACGCAAAGACACCCCAUCAAUGACACGAAAAGCGAAACAGGUCGAACCUCUAACAUCAGCUGCUCUGCCAUCGAUACUCAACGCACCAGACGAUCUCGACGAGAACGCACCGCCAGACGUUCUAGCCACCUCAAUGGACCAUUCUCAGCCACAGAAAUCGUCAAAGAACAAAAAGAAACAGAAAGACCAAGCCAAGCGCGAGGGCGUAAUCUACCUCCCCUCCCUGCCACCCUACCUCCGCCCCUCUGCCCUCCGCAACCUCCUCCAACAGCGCGGCUUCGGCCCCAUCACUCGCUUGUUUCUCACUCCCGCCUCCACCUCCACCACCAAGUCAACCUCCGCGUCCACCAAAUCCUCAAAAUCCGCCCGAAAACUCUACACAGAAGGCUGGCUUGCACUCCCCACCCCCUCACUUGCGAAGCGGUGCGUGAGCACACUUAACGCGACGCCUAUUGGUGGGAAGAAGGGCGGGUACUAUCGGGAUGAUCUGUGGAAUAUGCGGUACUUGAAGGGAGUGAGCUGGGCGGAGCUGAUGGAUGGCGUGAGGAAUGAGAGGGCGGAGGCGGAGGCGCAGCGGGAGCAGGAGAGACGGGGGAUCGAGAGGGCGGCGAGGGAGUUUGUCAAGGGUGUUGGGGAGGGGCGGCGGUGGGAGGGGUUGGAGGAGGGGAAGCGGAAGAAGAGGGGGAUGGUGCAGGGUGGAGGUGAUGGUAGUACUGCGGCGGUCGUCGAGUAUGGAGGCCACGAGAAUGCGGUCGGGAGGCGUUCUCAAAGAACCUGGCGGCAAUUCGAGGUCAAGAAUGCGCACGACAGCAGCGGCGUUGGGCCAAAGAGACAGAAGACCCCCGUCACCAAGCACGAUGAUGCUGGAGGAGUCGAUCAGGCGACGCAGAGCGUGCUUAGCAAUAUCUUCUGA
Molecule: messenger RNA, 1275 nt
Organism: Cyphellophora attinorum
Lineage: Eukaryota; Fungi; Ascomycota; Eurotiomycetes; Chaetothyriales; Cyphellophoraceae
Product: Pre-rRNA-processing protein esf2
Exons: 1
Coding region: 1-1275 (424 amino acids)
Biological process (GO): small-subunit processome assembly; endonucleolytic cleavage in 5'-ETS of tricistronic rRNA transcript (SSU-rRNA, 5.8S rRNA, LSU-rRNA); endonucleolytic cleavage to generate mature 5'-end of SSU-rRNA from (SSU-rRNA, 5.8S rRNA, LSU-rRNA)
Cellular component (GO): nucleolus
Molecular function (GO): RNA binding
Source: RefSeq, a predicted model, not a curated record